Molecule: messenger RNA, 963 nt
Organism: Striga asiatica
Lineage: Eukaryota; Viridiplantae; Streptophyta; Magnoliopsida; Lamiales; Orobanchaceae
Source: the annotation of a GenBank genome assembly
AUGUCAUCCCAGCUAAGCAGAGGUCCUAAGAGGACAAAUCGUCAGGCUGGUCCUUCGACAUCUGGGCCUAAAAGAUUCAAGAAGAAGAAGCGGUCCGCUAAAAAGGCUAGAAAAACGCCUAUGCCCGCUGUCGCUUCGGCAACUGGACCAUUUGGAGUGAUGAAGCCGAAGGGUAAGUGCCACCGUUGCGGGAAGUCAGAGCACUGGAAGACCAACUGCCCCAAGAAGGGAAAGAAAGGGUUUCUAGAAAACCAAACGGCUCAAGGGAGGAGAGAUUACCAUCUACAUAGCACCCGAGCCCCAGACCACCGUCGGCCGCCCAACACCACCGCCACGAGACGACCCAAGUUCACCGAAGACGUCCUGACACGACCCGCUCUCUCGCAACACCCAAAUGACGCGACCUCCCGGCUCUUAGCGACGCAACCCGCUGCGACCUGCGACAAUCCCGCGCCCAGGCCAGUGACCCGUUCCAGCGACGUCGUGCACCCGCGAGGUUCCCGCGACCAGCUAGACGCCCAGACGACCCGAGACGUUUUUCUCGACGCCAAUCGCAACCCGCCUGCUCUCAACCGCACGCAAGCAACCCGGGAAGUUUCGACGAGGCCAAGUCCGACUGCUCAACGGACUUUGUGGUUCACACGAUUUCCAAAAACAGAAUUCUAUAAGAGAUUGUUCGAUCAUCACCACUCUUGGAGAGGCGAUAACCGGCCAUCACCAAGUCCAUCGCCUCCGCCAUUGCACGAAGUCGCAGCCAUCGGAGCACCACUAGAGACCCGUACGAUGUCACACACCCGACGCCUCGACCGCGACACGUUCACAGAUAACAUACGCCCAACCGCGACGCACACGCGCACACCACAAGCAGCGCCUGACCGCGACACACACAAAGGACAGCACUCACGCGACCCGGCGAUCCCGACACAUGCGACUCGUCAAGAUUCAGAUGAUCUCCAUCAAUGA